AUGUUGAAAGGUCGCCGGACGAAUUUAAUGAUAGCUGUGAUAAUGCUUUUGGUAGUAGUAACUCCAUCAGUUGAAAGUGCUUAUGCUCAAUGGAUUCAAGCGAAAAUAAUAAAUAGAAGUCCUAACGCAGUUGUGAUAAAAAAUGGACAAUUAAAAUGGGGUAAAUGGUAUGAUAAUGGAGGAAAUAAAGACCAAGUAGUACAAGCACCAAAUGUAACCGUUAAUGCACAUUCGGCAAAGAUUGCAUUCUCGUCUAGUGGUCGAAGUUGGUCUGCUUCUGGUACACAAGGUUCCGUUGAACUUUGGUCACAGAGUGUGAAGAUUGGUACUUUUGUAUGGGAUUGUCCGUGGGGAAGCAAAACGAACAGUUAUGACAUAACAGACAAAGGAGCAGAUUAUGUAAUUAGCGUAGAUGGUGGAAGCCGUUACGGUGGGGCAAUUGGCAUUGUUUCGAUUACAGUAGCCUAUGUUCCUGUUAAUAGCUAA
Messenger RNA from Didymodactylos carnosus, 486 nucleotides. Lineage: Eukaryota; Metazoa; Rotifera; Eurotatoria; Philodinida; Philodinidae. The record is from the annotation of a GenBank genome assembly.